GAGGCUUUAGGGGAAGGCUUCGUCCCAUCACCCUCCAGGGAGCAGUGGGCCACAGGGGCUUUGGGUGUUCCAACCCUGCGCCCGGGAAGGGCGGAUAAACAGUGCGCCACUGAUUAAGGAAAGGAAGCCCGAAGACCUUGACUUUAUUCGAACCACAUGGUUCCAGUUUGCUGUGGCGUUCUCGCUGCAGCUGGAAGCGACGCUGCGUCGGCCCCAUCUGGAUGGGCGUCUAAGUGGGCCAAUCUCCCACCGGACCCGGGCGGGAGGAAACGCGGGCAAAGAGUUGAUCUACCCAGAGCAGGGACUUGCCCGCUGGGCCACCGUGAGGCGCGCGAUUGCAGGCAGCGCGGAGACCUUCCCUGGGCUGGGUCAGCGGGCAGAAGAGGGCAGGGAGGACCCGCAGGCUUUGGUCCAGGGUUCGGUAAUAGGCAAGAACAGACUGUGCCGGCCAGCACCGCGCGGCCUCUGCAGGCCAGGCGUCCAGGUUGGCGGCGGGCUGAGCGCUCCCCCAGAACCUGGGGUCCUCCCGCAGGACGCGCCUGGCCAGCCCGCCGCGGACAGAUUCGUUGGACACAUUUGAGCCUCUUCCCCUUCCAUUCUAGGCUGCCGCGGGCCCCGCGGAGAGAGACCACCUGUGAGGGCUGCUGAGAUUGGCGGAGGCGGUCAUGUGGGUGGUCACGUGCUGCGGCGAGCUCCGUCCAAAAGAAAAUGGGGUUUGGUGUAAAUCUGGGGGUGUAAUGUUAUCAUAUAUCACGCUACCUCGUAAAACCGACACUGAAAGCUGCCGGACAACAAAUCACAGGUCAAAAUUAUGAGUUCUUCGUAUUAUGUGAACGCGCUUUUUAGCAAAUAUACGGCGGGGGCUUCUCUGUUCCAAAAUGCCGAGCCGACUUCUUGCUCCUUUGCGCCCAACUCGCAGAGAAGCGGCUACGGGGCGGGCGCCGGCGCCUUCGCUUCGACCGUACCGGGCUUGUACAAUGUCAACAGCCCCCUCUAUCAAAGCCCCUUCGCGUCCGGCUACGGCCUGGGCGCCGACGCCUACGGCAACCUGCCCUGCGCCUCCUACGACCAAAACAUCCCCGGGCUCUGCAGUGACCUCGCCAAAGGCGCCUGCGACAAGGUGGACGAAGGCGCGCUGCACGGUCCGGCUGAAGCUAAUUUCCGCAUCUACCCCUGGAUGCGGUCUUCAGGGCCCGACAGGAAGCGGGGCCGCCAGACCUACACGCGCUACCAGACGCUGGAGCUGGAGAAGGAGUUCCACUUCAACCGCUACCUGCCCCGGCGCCGCCGCAUCGAGAUCGCCCACGCGCUCUGCCUCACCGAGCGCCAGAUCAAGAUCUGGUUCCAGAACCGCCGCAUGAAGUGGAAGAAAGAACAUAAGGAGGAGGGUCCGGCCGCCACCGCAGUCCCCGAGGGCGCCGUGCCGGCCACCACAGCGACUGUCGCUGCCGCUGACAAGGCCGACGAGGAAGAAGACGAUGAAGAAGACGACGACGAUGACGAGGAAUGAGGGGCCGAGCUGGGCCCUUGGCUGCACCAGACAGUCGGGAAAGCGUCUUUAGAGACUCAUCGAUUUUAUUUACAAAAGUGGAAAAAAAUAAAAAGAAAAUGUAAAACAAACAAACAAACAAACAAACCCAGUACCCAACCUGUACCCCAUCUACCCCUUUACCCACUCCAGCUCCCAACUUUCCUGGACUGAGCAGCCAUUAGACUGAGCCCCCUUGGGGAUCCCCUCUGCCUCUGAGGACCCCCAGAAGACACACCCCCUCCACCCAAGGCCGGCUGGCUCUGUGCUGGCAUGGCUAAAAUACUACCUAGCACAGGCCUCAGAGAGAGGCACCCCCAAACUACCUAUGGGCCCAGCCCCAGCGGGCCUCCACUCCCAGGAAGCCCAGACCUGUCCCAACACUGGUAUACCCAGCACCUCCCCCAUAAUGUCAAGGACCUGACUCUCUCAGUACUACCUACUUGUCCCAAACUACCUAUUUUAUGCUUGCUGGCUCGUCUGCUACCUAGUGCCAGCCCCUCCCAGGCCAGGCCCCUGCUGCUUGCGGCUGGCAGCCUUUGGAGUCCCUGAGGCUGCGCUGAGAAGGUGCUGAGGUCCGGGGACCAGGGCAUUGGCUUCUAUUUAAAUUGAAAAAUAAUAUAUUUAUUCCAAAGCAUUCUAAGUGCUGCAACCCAGAAUCCCUCCUCCUCUGGCCUGGGCACCCCAAGUUCAGGCCCAUUACCCCCUACUUCUGGAGGGGAGCAUUCCCAAGCUAGCUUCAGAUCUCUUGAGUUAGCUUCUGCUUAGUAGGACUGCAGAGAUGCUCUCAGCUUCCCUGCUCCCUCCCCGGACCCUGUGUCCUACUGCCCAGCCAUGUUGAAUAUGUACACCCUGACUUUUCCUACAAUAGCAAAUAUUGUAUAUUUGAACAAGAUUUUUUUUUUUUUUUGUCAUUUAUAUAGUCUUGGAGCUCAUUUGUAAGGCAAUGUCUUGACUUGGGAAGGAUGUGUUAAUGGUGUGACUUUGUAGCAUGGUGUGUUGUCUUGAGCUAACUCCAUAGCUGGUGGGGACCGUCUAUGUCCUCCCCAGUGCCCUUCAUCUCCUGUGUUGUCCUGUGUCCCCCUCAUCCUUCUCGGCUCUAGCCUGGGGUUCCAGGAACGUAUGCUUCCCAUCUUGCCCCGCCAACCAUGUUUUAUGUAACAGAAAAAUAAAGAUGCUUGGUGACAAAGAAA
Molecule: messenger RNA, 2721 nt
Organism: Pteropus alecto (black flying fox)
Lineage: Eukaryota; Metazoa; Chordata; Mammalia; Chiroptera; Pteropodidae
Gene: HOXA7
Product: homeobox A7
Exons: 3
Coding region: 812-1510 (232 amino acids)
Biological process (GO): anterior/posterior pattern specification; regulation of transcription by RNA polymerase II
Cellular component (GO): nucleus
Molecular function (GO): DNA-binding transcription factor activity, RNA polymerase II-specific; RNA polymerase II cis-regulatory region sequence-specific DNA binding
Source: RefSeq, a predicted model, not a curated record